AUGCUAUUCAAGGCGAUUUCGAAACUCAAAAAGUCGGCCAGUUGUCCCAAUAACUCCUCAGCCAACUCUCUACAAAACUCCAACGAUCCCUUUGACGAACCAGCCGAAAAGACAGACACCCCCUCUUUCAAAAUCAACCUGCCUACCUCCCGCUGUGUCCCUCACAGCAUGCGGGCACUCAAUCUAUCCUCACUUGUCAUCGAGCCCUACCACAUAUACACACCCACAGAACCAACAACGCCAGCAAAAAUCUCAUCAGCGUCACCAACAACCUCAUCAUCAUUAUCGAAUACAGAAUCACACGCACAGCAUCCUUGUAACCGCUGGUUAUCUAGAAAACUGUCAAAAGCACGAUCAAAACUAGUUACCGAUUCAGUUCAGGAACCACCCGCUAAGAAUCUCGUUUCAGAUCGUUACCUGGCAAAACUAGAAAAUGUUCAAUACAGACUGAAGCGUUUGAUCCAGCCACAUAAGAUUAUAUACGAAAUCGAGUACAACCGAGACGGGCGAUGGCUCCAACUUGAGCCCAAAACCUCCGCAGACCUGGAUGCAGUACACAAGAAAGGGUUUUCAAAGAUGGACGUUCGAUUUGAUAAGAAUCUAAUGCAGCACAACCUCUUUGAGGAGCGCACUUUGAAACACAAGGAUUCAUUUGAUGUCCAGGUAGAAAUUUGGUACAUGCAGUCUACCGACAAUCCGGACACCAGUGACAGUGGUGAUGGUGAUUGCGGCGGGCUGAGGACUCGGCGGGUACGAUGGUGGAAGACAACUGAUCGUGGAAUGGCCUAUUUACCAGGAACACAUCAUGACACAUCAUCCUUACCCAUGACACGUAACCAUGUCUUGGGAUUUUUUAAAUCUCUCCAAGAAAACAACAACAACAACAACAGUAACAUCAACAACACCAAUAGCAGCAGCAGCAAUAGCAGCAAUAUCAACAUCAACAUCAACAGCACAAUCAACAAUAACAGCAGCAACUAUGAUACUUUAUCCAUUCCACCUAGCCUGGUUGAUACUGACGGUACAGCAUCAACUCAAGAUUUUUCUUUUGAUGGCCAAAUGUCACCCCGGAUAUCAUGGACAGACUAA
Molecule: messenger RNA, 1089 nt
Organism: Phycomyces blakesleeanus NRRL 1555(-)
Lineage: Eukaryota; Fungi; Mucoromycota; Mucoromycetes; Mucorales; Phycomycetaceae
Exons: 1
Coding region: 1-1089 (362 amino acids)
Source: RefSeq, a predicted model, not a curated record